AUGGAUGUAGUAGGUCCGCCGAAGAAGCGUCAGCGCACUGAGAAUGAUGAUGUGAUUGUGAAACCCGAACCCUCGAACGAUAUUGGGCCCACCGCGACUCUUCUUGACUACGACGACGGAAACGUUGUCAUUAGAUGUUAUACUCGCCUUUCGGUCGCGGAGCUAUCAACGUACUAUCGAGAGGGGCGAAUUGCCACAGACUCGGUAGAAGCAGCAAUUCAGGCCAUACCUGCAGAAGGCAUAUAUGGCACUGUAUUCUCCAACCAUUUCCGUGGGGAAGAGACCAUCCUUACCGGCCACGACGAACGACGCGACGGCGACCUCGUUUUCGAGUUCACGGGGUAUGAUACCCAAGAUCUCGAAUUCUGUCAGGAUAUGGAUGCUUUCCUGGCUAUGAUCUAUUCCCCAGACCAUCUCAACGAGAGAGCCACCAAACUCAGUAAACUGGGCGUUCACCAACUUCUCUCUCGUAUUCUUCGGGCCUCGAAGCGAUACAACUCAACAUCCAUCCGUACCAUCUGUGUCGGACAUCUCGAGAGGCUAUACCCCACUCGGCUCUCUUAUUGGACGUCGGAACGAUUCCAAGAGAUUCCUCUUGCUGCGACCACUAUCGCCAUUCGGUUCGCUACGGAGCAUAGUAUUGGUUCUAUUGCACCAAUACUGCUCUAUCGACUCAGCACGUUAUUCGCGUCUUUCGACGGCUUCGAACACCCAGAGCACCAAGAACCCCUUGACAAGCUGUUGGCACCCCUCACCGCCCAGGAUCUACAGUCUCUCCUAAGGGGCAACGCCACCCUAAUAUCCCAGACGGGCCUACGCUUGGCUCGCCUGACAACUCUUCCCGAACCCGGUUCAUGUCAACAACGUCAAGGGCUCAAUCCAAUGGUCUCCUGCUCGGCCGUCUUCGCCCGCCACGUCCGCCCUCCUUUCGCCUCGCCCGAUGCUCCGCCAUCGGCCUACUAUGCUCGGAAUCCCCUCGACCGGUUCGAUCAGAUCAUGUGUGAUGUUGCGAAGGAGGCGCUGAUAUGCGUGAACUGUAAGAGCAAGCUCUUGCAAGAGACGAAGGCGGCUAAGGCGAAGCUGUGGAAAGAUUUGCCACGCAUCUAUAAUGUGGUCAACCUUACUGGAGAAGGCUGGGGCUCUGAGUAA
This is a messenger RNA of Peniophora sp. CBMAI 1063, 1149 nucleotides long. The record is from the annotation of a GenBank genome assembly. NCBI's taxonomy places the organism in Eukaryota, Fungi, Basidiomycota, Agaricomycetes, Russulales, Peniophoraceae.